Messenger RNA from Camelina sativa (false flax), 1467 nucleotides. RefSeq lists its product as uncharacterized. Gene Ontology annotation, biological process: lipid homeostasis. The record is from RefSeq and is a predicted model, not a curated record. Gene Ontology annotation, cellular component: membrane; endoplasmic reticulum. Lineage: Eukaryota; Viridiplantae; Streptophyta; Magnoliopsida; Brassicales; Brassicaceae.
AAAUUUGAUUCUCACAUAAGAAAACAGAGAGAGAGAGAGAGAGAGAGAGAGAGAGAGAGAGAAAAGAAAAGGUUGAAACUUUGACAAUCUGAGAUUGUAAUUGAGGCGGGACCAUUAUCGAACGAAAGCGAGAGAGAUUUGAUUCCUUCCCUUCCUUCCUCAUCUUCUUGUUCCCUUCAGGUUUUAAUCCUUUUGACCCCAUCUCUUAGGUUUUCGAAUUUGGGUUACCAAAAAGGUUUCACCUUUUCAAUUCUUUGUGACACAUAUUUAAGUUUUUGAUUCUGGGUUCUGUUCUUUGUAUCCUAUUAGCUCUGUUUGAGUCAUUGAUCCAAUCAAAAAGCUUGAAUCUUUAAAUGACGAACGAUUCCGAUGACGCCUUGGUCUCAUCAAGACAACUCCUUUUGCUUGCUUCGAUUUGUUCCGGUGCUCUCAUGUGCAAAAUCGUUUAUGACUUGACUCGUUUCAUAAGUCCAUUGCUCUUUGGUGGUGUUUAUGGAAAACUCGACAGCAAAGUUAGAAUGGAAUGGAACAAUAGGGGAUUCUCAACCUUUCAUGCUGUUUUGACUUCUGUGGCUUCAAUCUAUCUCUUGGUGAUAUCUGAUCAGUUUGAUGAGAAUGUUCAUGGUGAUGCAGUUAUCAAUAGUACAACGAAGUUAUCGGAAUCUGUAAUGGGGAUCUCCUUAGGCUAUUUUCUAUCAGACUUGGCAAUGAUCUUUUGGCAUUUCCCUGCUCUUGGUGGUAUUGAAUACGUGUUUCAUCACUUCUUGUCGAUGUUCGCAAUCAUUCUUUCUGUCACAAGUGGGCAAAGUCAGUUUUACAUCUUCAUAGUUCUCUUAUCAGAGGCCACAACUCCGUUUGUUAAUCUGCGGUGGUAUUUGGAUACUAGUGGUCAAAAAGGCUCCAAGGCUUACACUCUCAACGGGAUUGCGCUGUUCUUGGGUUGGCUGGUUGCGAGGAUCUUAUUGUUCAUCUACUUCUUUGUUCACAUGUACCUCCAUUUCCAUCAGGUGAAGCAAGUGUUUCCACUGGGAUUUUACAGCCUUCUUACGAUACCACCGGCUCUAGCAGUGAUGAACCUCAUUUGGUUCUGGAAAAUCACCAAAGGAAUGAUCAAAACACUCUCCAAGGCGAAAACAUCGGCAGUGAAGAAACAGUGAAUGACGGUUAGAAAGCUCUGCUUGACCUCGAAAAGAUUUUCGAUUGCAUUCACUUUGAUCUGUCCAUGAAAAGUUGAUUGAUAUUCAUGUUGUGAUUGUUCUUUGAUGCCUUUUGGGUUUAUGAACAAGAAUGUCCAAACAAGCUAUGGGGGAUUUGUAUAUUUUCAAACCUUUCAGCUGUUUCUUAGGUAUUCAACUUGUAAAGUUAGAAUCAGAAUCAGUGUUUCACGUCACUCAAUCUUCAAAGAUGCUACUGUUACCAAAUGGCAAGAUUCGGUUUGGUGUAGAACCGAAAUAGCUUACUACUUAA